ACAACGUCGGAGAAACUGGCCUAAAUGUCGGAGAGGAGUUUAAAAGUAGGCGCGCGGGUCGACAUAACCGGCAAGGAUCUACAAGGAACCGUUGCCUAUGUUGGUAUGACCAGCUUCGCCGUUGGCAAGUGGGUGGGCGUGGUGCUUGAUGAACCGAAAGGUAAAAACAAUGGCACAAUCAAAGGUCAAAAAUAUUUUGAAUGUGGCGAGAAUUUUGGUACAUUCGUACGGCCGACACAACUUCGUGUCAUUGGUGGCAGUCCCGAUUCGAAGAAGUCUUCGGAAGAUAUAGCCGAUUCGGCAAGUAGUAGCAGCAGCAUAGCCAGAACGCCCAUUGCCCAACCCACUAAAGCACGGUUGAGCGGGUCUCGCACCUCGCUCUCUUCCAGCCGCCAAUCAUUGCUGGGUUCACGUUCGCAGCUCUCAACUUCGCUGAUAGAACGUAGUGGUAGUACAGCAAGUAGUUCCAGUGGCGGCCGGAAGAGUUUACAACCACCCAGUAUUACAGCCAGGGAUCAUAUUACUGCUGGCUCUGCCACGGCAUCCAGUUCAUCGAUACCCACGGCUGAGGGUGGCAGUAGUAGUGCUAGCGGUGGCAAUGGUAGUGCCUCGCAUUCGACUUCGAAACGUGCUUCCUUCGUCGAAACUGGUUUCCUUGAGAUUCUCAGGCCGCAAUUCACGCCAUUGCAGCCAAUGCGCUCGCCUUCUUUUACCGCUGCACCGCCGGGGCCCACCGCUGAGGAGAAGGCCGCCGCCGCUGAGCAGCAGAAAUUAAUCGAGGAUCUGCAAGGAAAAGUUACCGAUCUGACGGAGAAAUUGGAGACUCUAAAACAGCGACGCAAUGAAGACAAAGAACGUCUGCGCGAAUUCGAUAAAAUGAAAAUACAAUUCGAGCAGUUGCAAGAAUUCCGCAGUAAAAUUAUGGCUGCACAAGCAUCACUACAAAAGGAAUUGCAGCGCGCUAAGCAAGAAGCGAAGGAUGCUAUUGAAGCGCGCGAACGGCACGCGCAAGAAAUGUCCGAAUUGUCUGAUAAUGUCGAACUCAUAACCUUAGACAAGGAAAUGGCUGAGGAGAAGGCCGACACGCUACAACUUGAGUUGGACUCGGCCAAAGAGCGUAUUGAGGAGUUGCAAGUGGACUUGGAGCUGCUGCGUUCAGAGAUGCAGAACAAAGCUGAAACUUCAAUUGGCGAGAUCUCCGGCGAAGGUGGUGUUGGUGGCAUGUCCACCUACGAAUUCAAACAGCUGGAGCAACAAAAUUUGCGUUUGAAGGAGACACUAGUGCGCUUGCGCGACUUGUCUGCGCAUGAUAAACAUGACAUACAGAAGCUGACUAAAGAGUUGGAAUUGAAAAAAUCCGAGGUGGCCGAAUUGGAACGCACGAAGGAAAAGCUAUCGAGCAAAAUUGAUGAUUUGGAAGCGACAGUCGCCGACUUGCAGGAACAAGUCGAUGCUGCACUUGGCGCUGAGGAGAUGGUCGAACAAUUGGCCGAAAAGAAAAUGGAGCUCGAAGACAAGGUAAAAAUGCUCGAAGAAGAGGUAGCACAGCUAGAGGCGCUUGAGGAAGUACACGAACAGCUGGUGGAGAGCAAUCACGAAUUGGAAAUGGACUUGCGUGAGGAGUUGGAUUUGAUGAGCGCUGCGCGUAAGGAGGCUCUUCGCGAACGUGACGCUGCUAUUGAAACGAUUUAUGACCGCGAUCAGACAAUCAACAAAUUCCGCGAGCUGGUACAGAAGUUGAACGAGCAGUUGUUGGAUCUACGCGAUCGCACAACCAACAAUGAUCCGAAAUCGCUGCAAGAUUCUAAUAGCGGCGUUAAAAUUGCCAGUGAAACAAUCGACUACAAGCAAAUGUUUGCCGAAUCGAAGGCCUACACACGCGCCAUUGAUGUUCAGCUGCGCCAAAUCGAACUUACACAGGCCAACGAGCAUGUGCAAAUGUUGACCGCCUUCAUGCCGGAGUCAUUUAUGAGUCGUGGCGGUGAUCACGACUCCAUACUGGUCAUUCUGCUUAUCUCACGCAUCGUCUUCAAGUGUGGCAUUGUGGUGGGCCAGACGCGCGAACGCUUCCCAGCUGUUAAUAAUGUAACACGCGAGGCAGUUUUUCAGGGUCACUCAGUGCAGCAGUUCGCCUUCAAAUGCCGCCUGAUGCACUACAUACACAAUCUGCAAUGCGCGCUUCACCAAAUACUCUAUGGGCUUAACAGCUGUCAGCCGGACACACUGCUGCGCGCCGGUAAUUCACUACCCGAAAUGGUCGCACAGGAGAAGACUAUCGAUGGCAUUAUUGAAUUGCUGAAGUCAAAUCAGUUGGAUGAGAAUUCCGCCACAGAGAAUAUCGAGAAGUGCAUGGCCUUCUUCAAUGCCAUGAACUCUGUGCUGCUCGCGGGCGAGGACCUCGUCAACGAAACACAAAUGAUACGCGACUGUGUCGCUGCGCUCGGAUCCGCCUGUGAGUCGAUAUUGAAUGAUGUUACAAUAGCGCGCGCUAUCGUACGUGAAGGUGGCGAAACUAGCGACUCAAUGCUGCUCAUGCAAUACCUCAACGAGCAAACGGAGGCAGUUAAACAGCAAGUGAAGCUGAUUAAGCGACGCUUGCCACAGGAUCAACAUGUCAUUAAGUGCGGCAUAUCUCCGCUUAAACUCGAAGCUAUGCGACAAAUCACCCAGUCGCUGUCGCGCAUCAUGUCCGUCAUGCAUCUGGCCACCAAGCAAGCUGUGCAAGUCAUCGCCGCCUCCAUUGAAUCAGACAACACAGCUGAGCACACUGUCGAGCAUGGGAAGUUCUGGGAGCUGCUCACGCAGGCUUGUGAGCGCGUGUACGAACAGGACGAUCGUGGCCCGUCACAAAACUUCAAGGGCUUGUUGUCACAGGCCAACAUCGAUUUGCAACAAUUUGCACAAUAUUUGUUGGACAAGGAGUAUGAGAUUAUGUCCCUGGCCAAUCAGAAGCAAGAGAAACCCGUCUCGCCAAUCAUUUCACGCGCACAUCUGAUCAAAAAGCAGCUAGAGCAAAAGAAUGUGCUGGCGGCGACACUCGAGAACCGUGAGGCGGACAUAAAGCAGCUGAAAUUGGCUGCCAAACUAAAACAGAAUGAGCUCUCAGAAAUGCAAAUACGCAAAGAUCUAGCCGAGAAGAAGCUCUCGGUGUUGCAGAGCGAAUACGAGCACGCAGUGGAAAAGUGGAAGCGUCAGUAUGAAGAGACACAUGCCCAAUUGGAGAAGCUGCAAAAGAAGGAGAAGGAGUACGAGGACACGCUCGAUCACCUGCAGAGCGAUAUCGAAGCGCUGGAGACCGAGAAGAGCACAUUGCGUGAGAAGCUGAAGUCAACCGGCGGCACCAAGCGUUUUGCCGAUUCCUCAUUAUCUACAACAGGCGGUAGCGGCGCCGCCUACGUCAGCCACGGCGUUUCAGGCAGCACACCACUCAUUGCCGAGGAGCUGCAACUGCUGAAGACGGUGCUCCAUAAUGAGCGCAACGCACGCUUGCGAAUGCAGGCGCAACAAAUACGCGAUAAGUUAAAGAAAUUCGAACCUAUUCAUGUGCCGCAACCGAAAGAUAAGCGCAUCACAGAGUUAGAAAGCGAAUUGACGCGCAUGAAACACGCAUGGGCGCUGUCGCUGCUGCAAGCCGGCCCUAAACCCGACUCCACAGGCAUUGAAUCUAUUGUAGCGCUGCAGCGUCGCAAUCAGCAAGUGCCCGCCAAGGCGGAGAUCUCCUCACGCGCCAGUCACUUGGCCGCCGAAAUACUCACAGAAUAUCUGCAACGAAACCCACAUCGUGCCGCCAAUUGCGAGUUUGCAGCGUUUCCCACAGUCGAAGUGAAGCGCGUGCUGAAGGUAUAAGCUUUUUUUUGGAAAAGGCAGUGGAACUUUAAGUGCAACUGAGUGGCUUGUAAUGUGGUUUUGAAAGCUGCAUUCUCGUAGUUAGGGGCUUUAAGCGUACAUAGCGUCUUUACUGGAAAAUUUUUGAUGAACGUUUAAUGGAAACCAUUCAUAUAUUCUUCAGCACAUACACAUAUACAUAUUACUCAAAGCCCUAAAAUAUAGGCAACUUAAAUUAUUGCUUGUUUCUACGGUCGCUCCCUUACAUUAUCCACACACUAAAUGUUAAUCUUUCUUUUUUUUAAAUGUAUAACGUGCAAAUGUAUAAGCAACAGUCAACGUUGCAAUUUGUAUCUCUAUUGAAUGUAAAAAAUGUAGUCGCCGUAAAAAUAUUUCAAAAAGUUAAACGCACAAGUUUGAGGUCAGACAGAAAUAGCGCAUUAAAAAAAGGAAUUCGAUGAAAUCUGCGCGACUACAGCAACAAAAUUCCAUUUUAAAAGGCACUUUGAUCUUUUUAUAUUUGUAGCGUCACAAAAGAUAUUAAUGUAUUGCUAAUUAAUAGCAAAAUUAUUUAAGAAAUUUUAAUUGCUUAAUAUGAAUAUGUUUGUUAGAAAUUCUUAGUCAAAGAGAUUCAGUUAAAAAUUUUUCAACGGUUUAUAUUGCUGCUUGCUUUUUUAACUUUUUUAUUUUUAUUUUUAUUUUUAUAUUUUUCACUUAUGUAGUUAAGAAGUCAUUAUAAAAGCAGCGUUUUAAAAAAUUAUUUAUGUAU
Molecule: messenger RNA, 4594 nt
Organism: Rhagoletis pomonella (apple maggot)
Lineage: Eukaryota; Metazoa; Arthropoda; Insecta; Diptera; Tephritidae
Gene: DCTN1-p150
Product: dynactin subunit 1
Biological process (GO): nuclear migration; establishment of mitotic spindle orientation
Cellular component (GO): kinetochore; axon; spindle pole
Source: RefSeq, a predicted model, not a curated record